AUGCGAUACACAGCAGCUCUCGUAGCUGGCGUGGCCGCCGCCGCCCUGGCGCAGGGUGGCCGUGACCCCCCACGCAACGAUGACGCCGUGCCGAGCUUUGACUGGGACAAGGUGCCUCCCUCGACGGUGCUCUCGUACCGGCCCUGCUACGACGGGUACGAGUGCGCGCGGCUGACGGUGCCCAUGGACUGGCGCGCCGCGGACCGCGACCCGCGCGUCGUCGUGCUGGCCGUGAUCCGGCUGCCCGCAACCGUGCCCGCCUCGGACCGUUCCUUUGGCGGCACCGUCAUCACGAACCCCGGCGGGCCCGGCGGUUCCGGCGUCGACAGCAUGCUCGGCGGCGGCGCGCAGCGCCUCCGCGACGCCCUCGACAGGCCUGGCCGCCGGCACUAUGAGAUUCUCUCGUUUGACCCGCGCGGCGUCGGCCGCAGCUGGCCGCGCGCCAACUGCCUCCCGCAUAAUGACCUGGCGCGCGAUGCGUUUGCCUACGAGGAGCGCGGCGUCGGCAUCGUCGAUGGCUCGGUGCCGGCGGCAGUGCCCCGGCUGCUCGGCCUGUAUAGGAGCCUCCUGGGCAGGUGCGCGGCGGAGAGCGAGGCCGGUGCGCCGGGCGCAGAGAUUAUGGGAUACAUGAGCACGCCGAGUGUCGCGCGCGACAUGGUCCACAUUGUGGACAAGAUUGACGAGCAGCUCAAGGCGGAGGGGUUGAGUGUGGAGGAGGAGGAGGAGGAGGAGGAUGGGGUGGAGGAGGACCGUCGCGAGCUGCGAAAGAGGGGUCACCACAAAAAGGACGUCCCGCGUCUGCAAUACGUUGGCUAUUCGUACGGCACCAUCUUGGGCAACUACUUUGCCUCGCUCUUUCCUGAGCGUGUCGGCCGCCUCAUCCUUGACGGUGUCGUCGAUGCCGAAGACUACUCCUCAGGACCAGGCUGGGUCACGAGCACGAUUGACGCCGACAACAUCACCGCGCACUUUUACACCGGCUGCCACGCCGCCGGCGCCUCCGUCUGCCCGCUCGUGCAGCCCGGCGACGCGUCAGGCGCCGCCAUCCAGGCGCGCGUGGAAGCCUUCAUCGCCGACCUCGCCGACGCGCCGCUGCCCAUCACCUCGACGCCCGGCGGGGGGGUCUCGGCGCUGACGGCCGCCGACGUGCGCAUCGCGGCCGCCAUCACCAACUACGCGCCCGGCCGGUCCUUCAAGCCGCUCGCCGCCGCGCUCGCCGCCCUGCUCGCCGGCAACGCCACGUCGUUUGUGGCGCUGCUCGACACGCUCGGCGCGUUCCCGCAGCUGCGCGAGGCGUGCGCGGCCGGCGGCCGCGACAGCCUCCGCGUGCCCGUCAUGCAGCUCGCCGCCAACGAGGCCAGCAUCGCGACGCGCUGCGCCGACGGCGAGGACGUCACCGGGCGCGACCUGGCGUGGUGGCGCGACUUUGUCGCCAGCGAGCGCCGCACGUCCAGCACCUUUGGCAGCUUCUGGUCCAAGAUUCGCCUGCCGUGCGCUGGGUUCCGCUUCCCCCGCCACUGGUUCUUUGACGGCCCGUUUACGACGCCGCCGUACGAGCGCACGCGGCAUGGACGCCCCGUCCCCGGCAAGCCAGCCGCGCCGCUGCUGUUCUUGUCCAGCCGCCUCGAUCCCGUCACGCCGCUGCGAUCGGCGCGCCGCAUGGCUGCCGCGCACCCGGGCGCCGUGGUCGUCGUGCAGGAGUCCAUGGGUCACUGCGCGCUCGGUUCCGCCAAUAGUGCAUGCACAAAGGGCAUCGCGAGCGAGUACAUGGAGACGGGCAAGGUUCCGUCGCGCGAGACGGUGUGCCAGUCGGACUUUGAUCCGUGGAACGAGCACGCCGAGGUGGAUGCGUCGAGCGUUGUCAUUGAUGCGCCGCGCUUCCCUUUCUGA
Messenger RNA from Cordyceps militaris CM01, 1890 nucleotides. RefSeq names its product proteinase, putative. The transcript has 2 exons. The coding region runs from base 1 to 1890 and encodes 629 amino acids. The record is from RefSeq and is a predicted model, not a curated record. Lineage: Eukaryota; Fungi; Ascomycota; Sordariomycetes; Hypocreales; Cordycipitaceae.